Messenger RNA from Knipowitschia caucasica, 1956 nucleotides. The record is from the annotation of a GenBank genome assembly. Lineage: Eukaryota; Metazoa; Chordata; Actinopteri; Gobiiformes; Gobiidae.
AUGCAGCCGCGCAGACCCACACCGCUGCAGAGAUCCAUCGAUCCGGGCCAGCAGUUCACCUGGGAGCACUCCAAUCUGGAAGUGAACAAGCCCAAGAAUCGUUACGCUAACGUCAUCGCCUACGACCACUCGCGGGUCAUCCUCGCUCCCAUCGAUGGGAUCACAGGCAGCGACUACAUCAACGCCAACUACAUCGACGGCUACAGGAAGCAGAACGCCUACAUUGCCACGCAGGGUCCUCUUCCCGAGACCUUUGGAGACUUCUGGAGGAUGGUGUGGGAGCAGAGGGCAGCCACGGUGGUGAUGAUGACCAAACUGGAAGAGAAGUCCCGGAUUAAAUGUGACCAGUACUGGCCGAGUCGGGGAACGGAAACCUACGGCAUGACACAAGUGACGCUCUUGGAUACCAUAGAAUUAGCCACAUUCUGCGUCCGCACUUUCUCUCUGCACAAGAACGGAUCCAGUGAAAAGCGGGAGGUGCGGCAGUUCCAGUUCACGGCGUGGCCUGACCAUGGCGUGCCCGAGUACCCCACGCCGUUCCUGGCCUUCCUCCGCCGGGUCAAGACCUGCAACCCUCCGGACGCUGGCCCCAUCAUAGCCCACUGCAGUGCGGGCGUGGGUCGGACCGGCUGCUUCAUUGUCAUCGACGCCAUGUUGGAGCGCAUCAAGCACGAGAAGACGGUGGACAUCUACGGUCACGUGACUCUGAUGCGCUCGCAGAGGAACUACAUGGUGCAGACCGAGGACCAGUACAGCUUCAUCCACGACGCGCUGCUGGAGGCCGUGGCCUGUGGGAACACAGAGGUGGCGGCGCGAAGCCUCUACUCCUACAUCCAAAAACUGGCCCAGGUGGAGAGUGGCGAACACGUGACCGGCAUGGAGCUAGAGUUUAAGCGUUUGGCCAACUCCAAAGCCCACACGUCGCGGUUCAUCAGUGCCAACCUUCCCUGCAACAAGUUCAAGAACCGAUUGGUCAAUAUCAUGCCCUACGAGACCACACGCGUCUGUCUGCAGCCAAUCAGAGGCUUGGAAGGCUCCGAUUACAUUAACUCCAGUUUUAUAGACGGAUACAGGCAACAGAGAGCAUACAUCGCCACACAAGGCCCUUUAGCGGAGACCACAGAAGACUUCUGGAGAAUGCUCUGGGAGAACAACUCCACCAUCGUCGUCAUGUUGACCAAACUGAGGGAGAUGGGGAGGGAAAAGUGCCACCAGUACUGGCCGGCAGAGCGCUCCGCCAGAUACCAGUACUUUGUGGUGGAUCCCAUGGCGGAAUACAACAUGCCACAGUACAUACUGAGGGAGUUCAAAGUCACGGACGCAAGGGAUGGUCAAUCAAGAACAGUUAGGCAGUUCCAGUUUACUGAUUGGCCGGAACAAGGUGUCCCCAAAUCCGGAGAGGGAUUCAUCGAUUUCAUUGGUCAAGUGCAUAAAACCAAGGAACAGUUUGGACAAGACGGACCCAUCUCUGUCCACUGCAGCGCUGGCGUGGGAAGAACCGGAGUCUUCAUCACCCUCAGCAUCGUGUUGGAGCGGAUGAGGUACGAAGGCGUGGUCGAUAUCUUCCAGACGGUGAAGAUGCUGCGGACUCAGAGGCCGGCCAUGGUCCAGACUGAGGAUGAAUAUCAAUUCUGCUACCACGCCGCUCUGGAGUAUUUAGGAAGCUUUGAUCACUAUGCAACCUUUCUUGCCGAGACCCUUCAGAGCGACGGAGGCCUGUGUUUUGGCCGCUGCGUUCUCCAGAUCUCUCCACAUGACCUGCUCUGGACCCACAGACCCGGGAUCGAUGGACCCGUGCAGACUGAGACCUGCUCUGGACCCACAGACCCGGGAUCGAUGGACCCGUGCAGACUGAGACCUGCUCUGGACCCUCAGACCCGGGAGCGAUGGACCGGUGCAGACUUAGACCUGCUCUGGACCCACAGACCCGGGAGUGAUGGACCGGUACAGACUUAG